Penicillium salamii is the source of this 1392-nucleotide messenger RNA. NCBI's taxonomy places the organism in Eukaryota, Fungi, Ascomycota, Eurotiomycetes, Eurotiales, Aspergillaceae. The record is from the annotation of a GenBank genome assembly.
AUGCCAGAUUCUACUAAAUCAGGGGUCGAGAUGGGGGACGAGCCAUCCAAACCAGGUGAAAGCCUGCCCGCGCAAGAGGAUGCAGUUUUCGGUGUGAUAACUGAAGAUGGACCGAACUACCGAAACGUUGGUACGCUGGGCGCGAUGGCACUCAUGAUCAAGACUCAGUUCGGUCUUGGUGUUCUUUCCAUUCCUCAGGUGUUUGAUGCUUUGGGAAUCAUCCCAGGCUUCGUAUGUGUGAUCGCUAUUGCCACGGUAACUACCUGGUCAAACUAUGUCAUCGGUACCUUCAAGUUGAACCAUCCUGAAGUAUACUCGAUUGAUGAUGCAGGAGACCUGAUGUUUGGAAGAGUGGGUCGAGAGAUAUUGGGAUUCAUGGUCUGUGUUUACUGGAUAUUUUGUUGCGGUUCUGGAUUAUUGAGCACAUCGAUUGGAUUGAAUGCAGUCUCUGCACAUGGGACGUGUACUGCCGUCUUUGUUGCAGUUUCUGCCGUCGCUGCCUUUAGCGUGGGCAGUAUCCGCACUUUGGGAAAGAUGAAAUGGACGGCCUGGGCUGGAGUUGCAUCUGUGUUUGUCGCUGUGCUCACUACCACAAUCGCGGUAGGUCUACAAGGACGCCCUCCAGCUGCGUCUGAAAUCGAAAAUUGGCAGUCGGACUAUAAGCUUGUGGGCAAGCCAUCCUUUACCAAAGCAAUGACUGCUGUGGCCUCUACCAUCUUUGCCUACGCUGGCACUCCUGGAUUCUUUCCCAUCGCAGCCGAAAUGCGCGAUCCUACAACUUAUACGAGAUCUUUACUUGCGUGUCAGUGCACGAUAACCGCCAUCUAUCUGUCGAUCGGAACCGUUAUUUAUUACUACUGUGGCUCAUACGUUUCCUCUCCAGCGCUUGGAUCUGCCGGGACACUCAUCAAAAAGGUUUCCUAUGGAAUAGCGCUUCCUGGCCUCAUAGUCAGUACAGUGAUCGUUUUACAUUUCUCAAGCAAAUACCUCUUCGUUCGCAUCCUACGAGGCUCCGAGCACCUCACUGCCAACACCUUCAAACAUUGGGCCACUUGGCUCGGAUGCACCUUCUUCAUCACCAUAUCCUCCUACCUAAUUGCGAGCGGCAUCCCUAUAUUCGGAGACUUGGUCUCACUCAUCGGCGCCCUUCUCGGAACAUUCAUGUCAUUCCAGCCAAUGGGUUGCAUGUGGCUAUAUGAUAAUUGGAAGAGUGGCAGACAGCUACCAAAUUUCAAAUGGAUGCUCUUAUCUGGUUGGAAUGUGUUGAUCAUUGUUGGGGGAACAUUUAUAAUGGUUUCUGGAACGUAUGCAUCGGUGGUCAACAUUAUUGCUUCAAGCAAGGCAACAUCUGGUUCUUCUGCGUGGUCGUGCGCUGAUAACUCGAACUCGUGA